Molecule: messenger RNA, 5078 nt
Organism: Chelmon rostratus (copperband butterflyfish)
Lineage: Eukaryota; Metazoa; Chordata; Actinopteri; Chaetodontiformes; Chaetodontidae
Gene: tbl1x
Product: transducin beta like 1 X-linked
Exons: 15
Coding region: 508-2049 (513 amino acids)
Biological process (GO): regulation of transcription by RNA polymerase II
Cellular component (GO): histone deacetylase complex
Molecular function (GO): protein binding; transcription corepressor activity
Source: RefSeq, a predicted model, not a curated record
CUAUUAGUGGCUUAAUUAAUUAACCUAAACGCUCGCCCGUGUUUUCAUUAUUCAGGUUUAAGGUCAGUUAGCCUUCAUCCCCCACUAGCCCUCUCUCUCCUGCUCUCUGUCUCCGUCUCUCUCCCGCUGCCGAUCAGCGCCUGCUGCUGUCUCUUUAUGUUACUGUUCUCAGUGAACGGAGAAACUCCACAGAGCUCCCUGCAGCCUCAGCCACAGAAACUCGUUUUUUUUUCUUGUAACUUUAACGCCAGUUGCGAGCGCGUCUGAGCGAAUACGCUUUGUUAGCUCACCAAAUUAGCCGACAGUGAGUCAUACGAGGCAAGCGGUCGGAACUUGAAAUAUGACGGUAGGCAAAAUGGGAGGAAAGUCGUUGCUAGCUUACUGAAGUUGGAGGUUCUCCUUGUGGAAGAGGAAGAGGUGGCGGCGGACACCACGAGUUCACUCUCACAAUAAAAGGAGUGAACCCAGCCUUCCAACAUACCUCCUCCUCCCUUUCAGUGGGCUAAGAUGAGUAUUACCAGUGACGAAGUGAACUUCUUGGUCUACAGAUACCUCCAAGAAUCAGGUUUCUCCCACUCAGCAUUCACCUUUGGCAUUGAGAGCCACAUCAGCCAGUCCAACAUCAAUGGAACACUAGUGCCCCCUGCAGCCCUCAUCUCCAUCCUGCAGAAAGGGCUUCAGUAUGUGGAGGCAGAAAUCAGCAUCAAUGAGGAUGGUACAGUCUUCGAUGGUCGGCCGAUCGAGUCGCUGUCGCUCAUUGACGCAGUCAUGCCAGAUGUGGUGCAGACGCGGCAGCAGGCCUUCCGCGACAAGUUAGCCCAGCAGCAGGCGGCCUGUACGAUGGCAGCUUCAACCUCUGGAAACCAGUCCAACCCACCAAAGAAUGGAGAAGCCACUGUCAAUGGGGAGGAGAACGGCACUCACAACAUGAAUAACCACAGUGAGCCCAUGGAGAUGGAUGUAGAUGUGGAGAUACCAGCCAGUAAAGCUACAGUACUCCGAGGCCACGAGUCUGAAGUGUUCAUCUGUGCCUGGAACCCUGUCAGUGAUCUGCUGGCCUCAGGCUCGGGGGAUUCCACCGCGAGGAUCUGGAACCUGAACGAGAAUAAUAACUCCAACUCCACCCAGCUGGUGCUGCGCCACUGUAUCCGAGAAGGUGGCCAAGAUGUCCCCAGCAACAAGGACGUCACCUCACUGGACUGGAAUAGCGACGGCACUCUCCUGGCAACGGGCUCGUAUGAUGGAUUCGCCAGGAUAUGGACAAAGGAUGGGAAUCUGGCAAGCACCUUGGGGCAGCACAAAGGGCCCAUAUUUGCACUCAAGUGGAACAAGAAGGGGAACUCUAUUCUCAGUGCUGGUGUAGAUAAGACGACAAUCAUUUGGGAUGCACACACAGGAGAAGCCAAGCAGCAGUUCCCUUUUCACUCAGCUCCAGCACUGGAUGUUGACUGGCAGAACAAUACCACCUUUGCCUCCUGCAGCACAGACAUGUGCAUCCACGUGUGUCGCCUUGGCAGCGACCGGCCCCUCAAGACCUUCCAGGGCCACACGAAUGAAGUUAAUGCCAUUAAGUGGGAUCCGUCGGGUAUGCUGCUUGCCUCCUGCUCAGAUGACAUGACCUUAAAGAUUUGGAGUAUGAAGCAGGAGUCCUGUGUCCAUGACCUCCAAGCUCAUAGUAAAGAGAUCUACACUAUCAAGUGGAGCCCCACAGGGCCCGGCACAAACAACCCCAACUCCAACAUCAUGCUCGCCAGUGCCUCUUUUGACUCGACGGUGCGACUGUGGGAUGUCGAGCGAGGUGUUUGUAUUCACACGCUGACCAAGCACCAGGAACCUGUCUACAGCGUGGCCUACAGCCCCGACGGCAAGCACCUGGCGAGCGGCUCCUUUGAUAAAUGUGUCCACAUUUGGAACACCACGACUGGAGCCUUGGUGCACAGCUACAGGGGCACUGGUGGUAUUUUCGAGGUGUGCUGGAACAGCACUGGGGACAAAGUCGGUGCCAGCGCGUCAGACGGCUCAGUAUGUGUUCUUGAUCUCCGAAAAUAGCGGACUGGAGACUCACACGAUGAAUCCUGGAAUGUGCAGCAAAUUGCCUUCUUCUGACAUCAGCAAACAAACUGUCAUUGUUCGAGAAGAGCUGUGAGGUGCAGUGAAAGAAAACCUCUCACAGGAGGAAAACCAGUUUACUGCAGCAGCUGCCGAGGAGCCAACACCAACUGACUUCAGUGCACCUUACAGUUUGUUGAUGUGUGUUUUAUGAUACGCCUAUUUGAAACACAAUGGAAUCUGGUUGAGAGAUCCCCAAGACUGGACUAAAUCCAACUCCCUGGGUGCAUCCAUGUUUUAAAAGGUUUCUAAUGAGGAAGUGCUGUGAUCCCUCCGGGCCACUGGUCCAGCUGUUAUCGGGUUGAAAGGGUGGAAACACAAAGAUGAGUUUUAUACAAAGAGAAAAGUGUUAAUGAGACACACGUGUUUGGCUGUGAAAGGCAACAACUAAUGAGAGAAAGGUUGUGGUUUUAGAAUUCCUCUGAGCAAAUGUUACUUCACGUCCAAAUGAACUAACUGAGGGUCGUGGUAAAAGUAACAUCGAUACUGAAGCACUGGUAUUGUCUGUUGACAGGGUGCUGAACUUUCUUCUCAGUGGAGAAUAGUCUGUUUCAAGAGUACUUCUUGCUUCUUCUUUUUUUGUGUCUAUUUUCCACAGGUGGACUUUUGAAAGUCAAAAUUGAAUGUGCCGCUACAAGGUUAGUUCUUAGCUCACGUUUAACAUCAGGUCAACAAAAGGAAAACCUGCCAAGAAACAGUCCUAACCUCCUAAAAUGACCUGCUCACUCAAUUCACUCGAGAUUAGAAAAUGUCAUUUUGUCGACAAGAUGUGAAAAGUGUGGUUUACAAAGAGAAUUUUCUCCCUUUUUGGAUGUAAAUUUCAGAAUGUAAAGAUAUGUAAAUUAGAUUAAUACACAGACUUAUAUACUGUGUAUAUAUGUUUAUAUACAGUACACUAUAUUGCCAUCCUGUAGGGCUCAUUAAUGGCUAGAGCUGUCACAUCUUCGCUGACAAUACGUGACGAGACCUCUUUUGAAAUGAAGUGCAUGUCUCAUCAGCUUCUUUUAAUACAGUCUUUUUCAACUGGGCCACAUCCAACGCAUCAAAUGAUUUUGUUUUUGGCGUUGACACGUAUGUGUUAAGCAGCCUUGCUCUCCACUAUUGUUCCCUGAAAGCCGUGGAAGAAAUGUGCACCUCAUUCACCUGCAUUCAGGGACUUCUCUGGUCAACAAUACGGGAGGGAACAGUCAUCACAGUCCUUUGUUUGGUUUCUGCUUUAACUUUGUGUUGUAUGUGGAACAGGGCAUCACAGGAUCAAUGUUAAGAGUAUCAUGCAGGAAAGUGGGAAUAACAACUACAGCUUAAUCCGCAUUACCAUGGUUCCUCUUUGGCACUUUCCUCUGAACGCUCUACUGAAAAUUCAGAGCACAUUUUGGCCAGAAGGUUGAGGUCAAGCCUCAAAGCCUCAAAAAGUCCUGCUGUUGCUAAAAAACCAACCAAACAAACAAGCAAAAGAGCCAAGAUUGGUCCUGUUAAGUUCUACCCAGCGCUGCCAGCUGAUCCGAUUCGGUCAGAUUUGAAAUGCCGGUGUCGUGGGCCGAGCUUAAGCAGUGCAUAGUAAGCCUGCCUCCUUCUGCUCACUGGGAUCUCAUGUAAAAAGAUCUUCAAACUAACUCGCCACCACUUUGAUUUGCCUUUUUUUUCUGGUUACUUUCCUCUGGUUCUAAUGGGUGGUUCAGCGAAUGUUCAGAUUUUGCUGAAAGUGAAGGGCCAAUGCUUUUAGUUUGUUUUUCUUUUUUUCCCCCCUCUUUUGUUUUUAUGUCACAAUUGGAUGUUAAUGGGUGGUUCAUUGUUUUCUGACUUUUUCAUUUCAGAGCCAUUAUUGUCUGUGUCAGACUGAGUUUGGGCUGUGGGUUGGUGGCCAUUCUUGGCAUGCUAAGGAGCCCAGUAUGGAAUAAGUGCUGUGACAGCUAAUAUCUCUCUUGCAUCCUGGUCCAGGGUGCGGUCACCUGUUCCCAAGACAAAACGUUGAAGUCAUUCAGUGUCUCAAAUAAAUCACUCUAUUUUGAUAUCAGAAACCACGGAGACUGUGUGAAUCGAGUGUUUUUCUUAGCUCAGCAGUGUUUUGUUUGACAUUGCUAUGCAACGCUGUGCAACCACUCAAAAGACAUUAAGAAAGUUUCACCAACAAAACCUUAAGAAAUAUUUUGGAUAUUUAAUAUCGUAUAAAAUAGAUGUGUGCAAAAAUACAAGAUGGACAGUUGGGAAUACAGUAACUACGUUACAUCCUGCUGGCUUCGGGAGCUUAAUGGCAAGAGUGCAUAUGACAAAACCUGUGCACAUCUAGUUCAGUGAAUUUACUGGGAGAAAUCUUUCCUCAAGCACGUAAGGCACUUUUAAAAGUCAGCCCGUGAGUUAUUAAUAAGAAAAAGUCAUGUUUGUUCUGUUGACUGACCGCUACAAGACACGCUGCAGCAGCUCUGGGACUGUUCAGCUGCUGUACAGUUGAUGUAACACUACACUGUGCUGCAGACAGAUUUAAAAAGCCUAGGCAGAAAUAAAAGGCUUGGAAUCAGUAAUUAGACUUAUUCUGUCAUGAAAUCUCAUGACCAGUUAAUAUCUGAGAAACGACACAAUAGAGGCUAAGAGGAGACAAUCUAAAACAAAAGAACAGUGUCACACAGGAGAAGUGGUAGAGGGAGGCGGGUUGUUGAUCACCCCAGCUAGUGCCUCACAGAGUUCUCCAAGGAUUCUCCAUCAGCGUCUACAUCCUCAUAGUCUCGUAGCUCGCUGGAAAUGUGGAUUUCAACUGUACUAGACUCUGAACCUAGCAAGACAAAAUAGGGGUAGAUUACUGGGUGUUACUGCACAUGACACCUUCACAGCUGAUCAAACUGCUCAUCUACUGAGAUAUUCACAUAUUGCAAAUGUGUGCACUGAUUCACAAAUGUAUUUUGGGAAUUUUAGGAACAUAUGUCCUGAAAAUGCAGUUUUUUAAUAGGGAUUUUUUUUAAUGUGUUGAAUUUUAG